This is a messenger RNA of Merops nubicus (carmine bee-eater), 489 nucleotides long. RefSeq names its product vacuolar protein sorting-associated protein 13B-like. The coding region runs from base 33 to 377 and encodes 114 amino acids. The transcript is spliced from 3 exons. The record is from RefSeq and is a predicted model, not a curated record. Lineage: Eukaryota; Metazoa; Chordata; Aves; Coraciiformes; Meropidae.
GUGCUUGACCUGUAAUACAGAAGUCCUCCAGGAUGCUGGAGUCCUAUGUAACUCCUAUUUUGAUGAGUUAUGUGAAUCGCUACAUAAAGAACUUGAAGCCUUCAGAUCUACAGUUGUCACUCUGGGGAGGAGACGUUGUACUUAGUAAGCUUGAAUUAAAGUUGGAUGUACUUGAACAGGAGCUGAAACUACCGUUUACUUUUUUAAGCGGGCAUAUUCAUGAGCUUCGCAUUCAUGUGCCAUGGACAAAAUUGGGAUCAGAACCAGUUGUCAUCACUAUCAAUACAAUGGAAUGCAUCUUGAAAUUGAAGGAUGGAGCUCAGAUGGCUACUGCUGGAAUGAUCAGAUUUCCUGCUUGCAUGGUAUUUGAAACUUAAAUUUUGUGGUGCAUACAGCAAAAGGUCAAGUGUCACCACUGUAAAACACUCUCAAAACAAGUAUUUGUUACAGAUGUUUAAGAUUCAGAGGCAAGAAAGGAUUUUUGAAAAU